Molecule: messenger RNA, 792 nt
Organism: Brassica oleracea var. oleracea
Lineage: Eukaryota; Viridiplantae; Streptophyta; Magnoliopsida; Brassicales; Brassicaceae
Exons: 1
Coding region: 1-792 (263 amino acids)
Source: RefSeq, a predicted model, not a curated record
AUGGGUAUGAGGAAAUUAAUCGAAGUCAUAGGAGCCAUUGGCACUACGUAUUUAGGUCUUCCUCGAAAAGCACUGGUGUGUGAUGCGGGUUCAGGUUAUGGCUGGAGUAUGAGAAACAAGCGCAGCAGAAGGUUUCACGUGUUAUAUAAUCAGAUUCUUGCAGAGCCUGUCCCUGAUGCAGAUAGGGGAACUGAUCUGGUUCUGGGGAAGCAAGGAGAGGAUGAUUUCUCGGAUAAGUUAUGUACUGCAAAGACUUGGGAGCAGAUAAGGAUCAAGAAGCCAAAGGUUGAAUGGUGCAGGGUCGUUUGGUUCACGCAGAGUGUUCCUAGGUACGCAUUUAUCACUUGGCUAGCAGUACAGAACAUGCUGUCUACUGGAGACAGGACGAGGAGUUGGGGUAUCACGCAGGGUUGUGGACUCUGUGGAGAGUGGGACGAGACAAUAGAUCAUCUCUUUUUUGCUUGUCCUUACUCAUUCACAGUUUGGGAAAGUCUGGUGAGAGGCUUCUUUGGCCAGAGGACAAACUCCGACUGGACCCUCACACUCAAUGCGAUCCAGCGAAACAGGUUGAAUCGUCUUGAUUCCAUCCUAAUCAAGAUGAUCUUUCAAACAGUCAUUUACUAUGUAUGGAGGGAAAGAAAUACGAGGCGACACCAGGGUAAAUGGACAUCCACGGACCAGCUGCGAAAGGUUAUUGAUAGGUCGAUGAAGAACAGAAUCGUGUCACUGAAGUAUGGUCCGCAGCAUCGAAACGCUGGACUUCUGCAGAGAUGGUUUCAGCUCACCGGCUAG